This is a messenger RNA of Lates calcarifer (barramundi perch), 4359 nucleotides long. RefSeq names its product homeobox protein engrailed-2b. Gene Ontology annotation, cellular component: nucleus. The record is from RefSeq and is a predicted model, not a curated record. Gene Ontology annotation, biological process: multicellular organism development; neuron differentiation; regulation of transcription by RNA polymerase II. Lineage: Eukaryota; Metazoa; Chordata; Actinopteri; Centropomidae. Gene Ontology annotation, molecular function: RNA polymerase II cis-regulatory region sequence-specific DNA binding; DNA-binding transcription factor activity, RNA polymerase II-specific. Bases 395 to 1213 code for a protein of 272 amino acids. The transcript has 2 exons.
UUAGACUUUAAGCUGCUGGAAGCAUCAAGAAUUUUAUGCAGGGGGUCACACAAAUUAAAUCCAUUCGAGUGUUUUCAACUCGGUUUAUUAGUUUUAAAUAAAAGAUCUGAGGCUCAGGUCCAGCCAUGAGGAGUAGGCUCUCCCCACAAACUGCAGCAUGAUUUUUCUUUGUCAAAAUCAUAAGAGGCGCAUUUUCAAAGCAAAAACAAUAGAAACUCUUCAACCAAAGAGGAUUUCAAUUUCCUCAUCGCCGAUUUUUUUAUUACUAUUUUUGACCCUUAAAUAUCGCAAUUAAUUGAUAAUAACGUGAACAGGGCGCAUCAGAAAAUUGGAAAUACUAUUUUGCAGGAGGACGCACAGAAAGAGGUGCUGUGGGUGAUCCAAUUUUAUCAUUAUGGAAGUAAAUGCUCACCGAGACCCAGAGCACCCAGAGGACUCCAGUCGAGGCGAGGAAUCCAACCGGGCCAUUCUGCCUCUCUUCCAGCCACCUGGCAACCAGCAAUCACACAGGAUCACCAACUUUUACAUCGACAACAUUUUAAGACCAGACUUCGGCCGAAAGAGGAAGGACAGGACUUCGGUCCGGGAAGGAAGCAGUUUAGCAGUACUCAUACGAAGAGACGAGCUGACGGAGAGAAAGGCUUCCAAAACUGGCAUCCCGCAGCAGGGUGGAGCAGGAGGUGAGGAAGGGGAGGACACAGGAGCAUCCGACGACCAGCAUCCGGAUCUUGAGGCCAGGAGGUCUGACCUGAAAGUCGGUGAUGCGGCUGUGAGGGACCGGGAGGGCGACGGUGACCGCUGCCGUAGCCCCCAGGCCAGCUCGGCCCCUGCAGCUAAGCCGAUGCUGUGGCCAGCCUGGGUUUAUUGUACCCGCUACUCAGACCGUCCGUCAUCAGGGCCCAGAUCCCGCAAACCAAAGAGGGCGCAGACCCCGAGUAAAGAGGACAAGCGGCCCCGCACGGCCUUCACCGCGGAGCAGCUCCACCGGUUAAAAACUGAGUUCCAGAACAAUCGGUACCUGACCGAGCAGCGGAGGCAGAGCCUGGCCGGGGAACUUGGUCUCAACGAGUCUCAGAUCAAAAUCUGGUUUCAGAACAAACGGGCCAAAAUCAAGAAGGCGUCUGGGAAUAAAAACUCUCUGGCGCUGCAUCUCAUGGCGCAGGGACUGUACAACCACUCUGCGGCCAAGGACGCCAAGUCGGACAGCGACUAGGAAGACAUGGGGAGCAGAAAGGAGGCGAGGGGAGGGGGGUUCUGAACCAUGCAAUAAAACCAGCUCAGUACCAGCAUUCCUAUUUACAACUCAACCAGAGACAUUUUUUGUUUAUCCUCUUUGUGUGUGUGUGUGUGUGUGUGUGUGUGUGAGAGAGAGAGAGAGACAGAGAGGGAGAGAGAGUGAGAGAGGGAGGGAGAGAGGAUUUGUGUAGGCAUCACCUACGUGUCCUCAGGGCUGUAGUUAGGACAUGCUGCGCUCCUGUCACAGUCAGAACCCGUACCAGGCACCGUGUAAUGUUGGCUGUCUUAAGACUACAUCAGUGUUUUGGGUCUGACACUGAUAUUUGGUGCCAGGGACAUUAAGGCCACAUUUAGAGCAUACUGUGGUGCUGUUUGUUAGAACUGAUUUACCAGCCGCUGAUAUAUGCUAUUGAUAUGUUUGAUGUGUUUUAUAAUACACUGCCAAUGAAGAGAGAUAAAAAUAAACAUUAAAUAAGUGAAUAUUCUACUACAGUCCCGCCAUCACAGGGAGCUGUGCGUUCCCGUCUCGGUGUUGUGACUUGUGUGAAAUACAGCUCCACAGUAGUCUAAUCCUAGAAGAGCAGCGGGGAGGAGAGAAGGGACAAUAACCUACAGAAACCUGGGCUAUCUUCGAUGUUUUUAGAGGCGGGAAAAAAAGUCAGUCAACUGCAUCGUAUCGAGGUCGAGGGAUGAGAGAAGUGUAGUGGACCGACGUCACGCGCACUACAGUCCUGUGUGUCCCGUUAGGCUCAACUGUGUCUGUCUGGGGAAGUGUACUGACUAUGAGAGGAAUAUGCUGAAAUCCAAAGAAUUUUCUGUUCUACUUUCUGACUUAACUGGUUGUUUUGUCUCUAUCCUUCUGACUUCUGACUGUUGUGUCUGUGCUCUGUGGUGAAGGAUCACCUGCAGUUUGAUGGUUCGCUCUGUUACCGUCUACAGCCUUAAAGGGCGAGAAAUGCGCCUCAAAUCUGGGAAUGUAGCGGCGCAGUUUGUCUCUGGAGUGAAAAGUUUUUAUAGAUGCUGUGUGAAGCAGUGAACGGUGUUUAAUAACAACAUGAAUUGGCAAUGAACCCACAUGUAACAAUAGCCAACUCCAGUCUUGAUUUGAAUUUAUAACCUGAUUUUAAGCACGGUAGCUAAAGUUUUUGCAACAUAAAAUAAGAUUUAUUUUUUUUUAUUAUUUUCUGUUAAGUCAUCGGACAACACCCAUUUGAAAUGUUGUCAGUUUAAAUUAGCCAACCAUCACAAUCGAAAUUUUCCACGACUUAAAUUUGAGCCUAAACCUCUUCAAUAAUAAUAAUAAUAAAUAAUAAAAUAAAAUAAAAUAAAAACCCGUGAUGUCCAAGGUCAGGCCAUCACCAUCCAGGACAUAUUCUCAUUCAAAUGGGCAGAUCAUGGACGUGCAGCAGGCUUACAGGCUGCAUGUUCAUCUACCAGUGCUCAAAGUUUGACUUUGUCGUUGACAAAGACCAUUAUAUUCUUGUUUAUAAUACGAUAGACUAUCUAUAGCCAUGUGGAUAUGGGGCUCUGGAGUGUUUACAUAAUUUAUUUUUCCUGCAAUAACUUUUCUUUUUGAAUGCAACAUCAUCGCUGGGUCUAAUUCACGUGGAUCCAAACCAAAUCGUGGUUUUAUGAUACUGUGAAUGUGUGCUUUUUAAAAAUGUAUUUACUGUGUAAGUCAGGUCUUCUUACAUUCACUUCCAAACCGGAAUAAGCUUCUGCCUUAAAAGUGAUGUAAAUACAAGCUAAAAAUAUUUACAGUCUUAUAAAGAAAGAGCACCUGGAUUUUCUAUAUCGCAAAUGGGAUUUUGAUAUCAGGAUUUUUAAAGAUGAAAUAAUGAACACAUUUAGUUGCUUUGUUCCUCUCAGCUGAAGUUCUCUUUCAUAUCCUACAUGUAAAUAAUUUAUAUCAUAAUGAUGUGAUGGUUAAAUAAACAAUAAGAAAAAAAAGACUUUUCAAAAGAGUGUUUUAUUAUAUAACCUGAAACAAACAAACAAACAAAAAGCAAACAAACAAACAAAAAAACACUUUGCUGAAACAGUUGGCAUUUUGCUGUGAAGCUGAUUGGAGGAGUAUGUGGAAGAUUUUAUUGAAAUAACUUGAUAAUGAUUAGUAUAACACUGAGCGAGCUGAGGAAGACAGACACAACAUGGAGGACACGUGUAGUCCGCACAUCUAAACCCAUUCUUCAUCCUCAAUAAGUUAUGCCGAUUUUGCUAAGCCCUAGACUUUACCCUUAGACUUUUGACAUUAAAACAGGCUUUUAACAUAACGGAAUAUUCACUGCCUCAUUUCUGCCUUUAUACUGCCUUCGUUAUUUUCUUGUUUUUAUUAAUCAGGUGAGAGUGUUUUACAAGUUCCCUAUUUUUUACUUUUGUUUUGAUGCUUCUGAAAAAUGCAUGAAGAAUAUAAAAGCCACACAGUUAAUAAAUUGUUAAUAAAUUUUCUUACAAAAGGUAAAUUAAAUAUAACAAAUUGUAAUGCCAUGUCAUUUACAUUACAGCUGCCUCAGAUAUUUACUUGAAAAACAAAUGAACAAACAAACAAACAAAAGUUGUUCAGUGAAAACACACAUCUCCAUAUUUGAUCCUCUUAAUGUUUAUGAGUUGAAUGACUACAUAAAAAUGUUUAGGUUCAUAAGAAUUUAAGACCUCUCUCGAAAGUGUAUGUUUUUAUUUACUGCUUCUCUAACCUCCUUAGACUUGAAUAUUUUGGAGAUGCAAGCUUUUUACAUGACAGCAGAGACAUGCACUCACAUUAUGAUGGUGAUAUGAGGUUUAGGCUUAUAUGUGAUUUGUGCUUUUAAAUAAAGAUGCAUUACAUGUUUGAGGGGAUCCCUCCAUGCUGGUUAAAAUAGACUAGUAUACCAUACUCAUAAAGCAUACAACUAUUCAUACAUUGUGUAAAUAAGUAAAUUCUUUUACACUGGCAGUCAUGUUCUUAUGCUGACUGUAACUCUGGGUCAUAGAUCUAAACAUUGCUAUAAAAUAGAUACACAGGUUUGAACAGCUGAGCAGAGCAAGAUCACUCCACUGAAAGGAUGUAAGGAUCAGUAGAGGCUGAGAGAUGCCACCCAAAACACUUAAAACACAUUUAAAUGCCAGGUUUUAGUGGUAAAGAGG